Anopheles marshallii is the source of this 1344-nucleotide messenger RNA. RefSeq names its product heterogeneous nuclear ribonucleoprotein 27C (gene Hrb27C). The transcript has a single exon. Bases 118 to 1344 code for a protein of 408 amino acids. Lineage: Eukaryota; Metazoa; Arthropoda; Insecta; Diptera; Culicidae. Gene Ontology annotation, molecular function: RNA binding. The record is from RefSeq and is a predicted model, not a curated record.
ACGACGCAUCCCUCAGGCAGCGACGUGUAUCAUCACCACCAUCCUCAUCCGCACCGGGGCGCACGGAAUCGCAACAGUGAAGGUAGCACCACCAGUAGCGGCACCGGGGCCAGGAAAAUGCAUCCAUCGAAGAAGAUGAUGCCGGCGGAACUUGAUGAUCAUGAGAAGGGCAAGCUGUUCGUCGGUGGGCUGUCUUGGGAGACGAGCCACGAGAACCUGCAGCGCUACUUCAGCCGGUACGGCGAGGUCAUCGAUUGUGUGGUGAUGAAGAACAACGAGACGGGACGUUCGCGCGGCUUCGGCUUUGUGACGUUCGCCGAUCCGGAGAAUGUGGAGCGGGCGCUCGAGAACGGGCCGCACACGCUGGACGGUCGCACGAUCGAUCCGAAACCGUGCAAUCCGCGCUCGCAGCAUAAGCCGAAGCGGACCGGCGGUUACCCGAAGGUGUUCCUGGGUGGAUUGCCGCCCAACAUCACCGAGACGGAUCUGCGCUCGUUCUUCUGCCGCUACGGUAGCGUGAUGGAGGUGGUGAUCAUGUACGAUCAGGAGAAGAAGAAAUCGCGCGGCUUCGGGUUCCUGUCGUUCGAGAGCGAGAGUGCGGUCGAGCGGGCCACCGCUGACCACUUCGUGCACAUCAGCGGCAAGCAGGUGGAGGUGAAGAAGGCCGAACCGCGCGAUGGCAACCAAAACAAUAGCAACAGCAUGAACGCGGACUCGUACCAGUGGGGUUCGCCGCAAGCACCGCCGAUGGGCAACGGGCAGAUGGGUGGACCGCCGAUUAACAUGCAAUCGAACAUGAUCCAGGGCUACCAGAGCUGGGGUUCGUCGCAGCCACAGCAAGGUUACGCUGGGUAUGGUGCUGGUGCGGCUGGCGCUGCCAACGCGUACCAGAACUGGGGUGCACCACCGCCGCCGCAGCAGUGGGGCAAUUCGUAUGCAACGCCGCAGCAAACGCAGGGUUACGGUGCGUACGACAUGUACAACAACUCGGGCGCCGGAAGUGCCGGAGGGUACGGUUCGGGCAACUGGAACUCGUGGAACAUGCCACCGAACACGGCCGGUUCGGCUACCGGUUCGACCGCGGACAUGUACUCGCGUCCACAGUCGGGACCGACGGCCGGUCCGGGUGCUUCGGCGGGACCUAACAGCGGUGGACCAUCGAAGCCGGGCUCGGAGUACGGUGGCGGUUCGGCCGCUUACGGUGGUGGUGCAGCUGCUGCCGCUGCCGCUGCGACCGGUUACAACUACUACCAGAACGAUCAGAACACGUACAACAAUCGGCCACGUUCGGUGUACGGUGCCGGCAGUGAUGCCACUUCGCAGCCACCCUAUCAGGCGUUCUAA